Molecule: messenger RNA, 1816 nt
Organism: Scleropages formosus (Asian bonytongue)
Lineage: Eukaryota; Metazoa; Chordata; Actinopteri; Osteoglossiformes; Osteoglossidae
Exons: 9
Coding region: 1-1191 (396 amino acids)
Biological process (GO): regulation of extrinsic apoptotic signaling pathway
Source: RefSeq, a predicted model, not a curated record
AUGUCUAGUUUUGUGGAGCUGGAGCUGCAGAAAAAAAACAGCGUGUCGGCCGCUGUGUGUGUGUUGGAACGGAGGAAGGAGGAGGUAAAGAGCGAGGAGAUCCAGGAGGAGACGCGCUUGGUGCUGGAAGCCUUCGUCGGCAAGGCUCUGUCCGUCCCGCUCUGCGAGCGACCUGGCCGAGUGGGCGGGGCAUACAGAGACUCCUCCAAGUUUGGUUCCAGAGGGAAGACUGUUAGGAGCAAGACGUACGAUGGCUGGGAUUCUCUGGACGAGCAGAUCAGUGCCGCCGAGGAGAAGAAACAUGGGUUCAAAGACUUGAUUAAAAAAAGGCUACACCCGCGGCGGACCCUGUCCCGGCGCUCUCCGAAAGCCUCGACGGAGAAACGCUGCAAUCAAGAUGAUCCUGUGACCUUAUACGAUGGCCAGUUGAAGCAUCCGAUGCCUCCUGCUGCGUGGCCCAAACAUGACAGGCCUGAUCUGGAUGCCUUGUCCCCGUCCUCUUGCUCCUCUGCCGAUGAAGGGGGGGGGAAGAAAGAAGAAAAGAAGAACAAUAAGAAAAAGAAAAAGUUGAAAAAUUUUUCCACAUUCAUCCAGAAGAUCACAUUUACAAGGGAGCCCACAGCCAAGGAGGAUGGUCCCCGGAGGCCAAACACACUGCCCAUUGGCUCAGCCACUGAGUCCAGGAAACCAGUCAUCUCUCCCACUCGUUCACCACAGUUCUAUGAGGAAGUGGCAGAGACGCUAGGCCGAAUAGCCAAGAGGACCAGUGCAAAGAAAAGGUCCGCCUCUCCAGUGCGCCACUCAGCAGCCACAUCUGAAGGCCGUAAGGAGGAAGAGGUGAUCCAGGAGCUGGUGCAGGCGUUGUCCAUGCAGGGAGAUGCUCUUGAUCGCAGGAUCCGGUCCGAUCCCUUUUUGCGGUCUUCCUUGGAGGGCCUCUCAUACCAUUCGUUUGAAAAGAUGCUCGACAUGUUUGCUGGGCAGACUGUGGAAGCGGCACCUCCCUCAGUCAAUCCCACAUUGUCCCGCAUAGCUGCAACAAUGGAAUUGUCUCGUCGAGUCAUUACGGCCACAGGAGCUCAGAGGAUGCUAGGAUAUGCAGAGGAGUACAUGAAGAACUUCACCCCCUGGGUGAAGAGCCAGGGUGGAUGGGAGAGGAUUGUCCAGUUUGAGGACAGCUUGGAGUAUGACUGAAACUUCUUCGCAUGAGGGAUACUUCAAGCAAAUUACAGAUUUUAAGCAUAAACUGUGAACAUGAAAUGAGAAGAUGACGUGAAAGGAAAGGAAGAGGGAGCCAAGAGGUGAUCGGAGCGAUGACAUUUGUUGUCUACGGCCAUCAAAUCCAGGCAACCUGUGGUUGGUGUGUUGAUUUUGUUUUACAGUUUCACAAAACACUGUAAGGCAUUAGCUUUUAUUUAGCUGUUUUUAUUGAAAGGUGCCUUAGGGACCAGGUGGUAUUUCUUCAAGCAGAUCCCUUUCCGUUGGAAAAUGACACAUUUGACAACUUGUUUACAAAACUGGACAGCUGAUGAGGUUUCCUCAUUUUGAGGAACACACGUUAUAAAACAUAAUAUACAUUUAUACUCAGAGAAUUCAGUAUUUUGUAGUGUAUGAUUAUGAACUGCUCAUGCUAUGCAGUUAUGCAGUUUAAUCAGAAUAUCGGAAAGCAGUUUUGCUAGUAAUUAUUACUAAUAUCACAACUGAUAGGACUUCUCAGUUUUCAGCACUGCUUAAAAAAAUAACUUUCCAGGGAACUGUUAAGAGAUCUAAUGUUAUAACUCCUGUGAAAAUGUAAUAACUUAGAAAAUUUUAAAGUGAA